Esox lucius (northern pike) is the source of this 841-nucleotide messenger RNA. It is a transcript of the gene mpc1, whose product is annotated as mitochondrial pyruvate carrier 1. Gene Ontology annotation, cellular component: mitochondrial inner membrane. NCBI's taxonomy places the organism in Eukaryota, Metazoa, Chordata, Actinopteri, Esociformes, Esocidae. Gene Ontology annotation, biological process: pyruvate import into mitochondria. The record is from RefSeq and is marked provisional.
ACUAACAAAAUUGCGACAGCGUCGUAAACCCAAUGUUAUGGUGAAGAACUGUGACCACUGAUGUCCUCUAAGCUAAAUUGUCUUUAUCCAUAUUGAACAUUCCACUAGUUAUAAUUUCCUUUUCACUGCUAACCUUCACAAUCAGAAACCAUGGCAAGCACUUUGGCACGUAAAGCCGUUGAUCAUCUCAAAAGCAAGGAGUUCAGAGAGUAUUUGACGAGCACACAUUUCUGGGGACCUGUGGCAAACUGGGGUCUGCCUAUAGCUGCCAUCAGUGACAUGAAGAAAAGCCCAGAAAUAAUCAGUGGCAGAAUGACCUUUGCUCUGACCUGCUACUCACUGUUGUUUAUGAGGUUUGCGUACAAAGUUCAGCCAAGGAAUUGGCUCCUCUUCGCCUGCCACCUAACCAAUGAGACGGCACAGAUAAUUCAAGGAUCACGGCUUAUCAAAUACAACAUGGAGAAGAAGUCAUCUUAGUGAUUGACUUAUGAGGAAUUCAUAGUAUCAUAAGGAAACCAGCAUAGUUUGGCCCCAUUUGUGUGUAUGGCCAUUUUAUCUUGUCAUUGCAUAUACCUAGCUAUGUAACACUCUAAACUACUAAGGGUUAAUUAACUUCAACUGCUCUUGAAAAUCUGCAUGUCUGUUUGGAUGUGUAAAGUCAGUAGAUUUUGCAUAACAUUUUAUGCACUCAAAAUGAUAGUAACAUUCUGGUAAAUGUAUUGGCUACCACCAACAUCACAGUCUUUAUCAGAAUGCACAUGCAAUGACAGUGGUUUGACAAUGACAUUUGACACUGUUUUUUUUUCCAUGGGGAAGGUAAUGAAUAAACUCUUAUCUGUGU